Molecule: messenger RNA, 3360 nt
Organism: Sporisorium graminicola
Lineage: Eukaryota; Fungi; Basidiomycota; Ustilaginomycetes; Ustilaginales; Ustilaginaceae
Exons: 2
Coding region: 1-3360 (1119 amino acids)
Source: RefSeq, a predicted model, not a curated record
AUGGACGGCCUUCACCACCUCGUGCCGCGUGCCCUCUACUUAGAGCCUGUUCUGCCUCAGGGCAUCAACGCUGGCAAUCUCACAGCCUUGGCUGAAUACUAUGUCACCAACCGCAUCCCGCAACGCUUCAACCCGGGUAUCGUUGUCGCCUCGGUCGCCGUUUCCGCUCUCGGCUCCUACUCGACCCUCCUCCUUCUCGGCAAGCGCACGUCUAACAAGGGCAAGAGGAACAUCUUCCUCCUCUCGUUUGCCGCCACGACCAUGGCCGCCGUCGGUAUCUGGGGUAUGCACUUCAUCGGCAUGCACAUGAGCCUUCGUCCCGUCGCCGGCAUCAACUGGUACAUCAAGGUCGACCCGGGUUUCACUGUGCUCAGUCUCUUCGUUCCCGUCAUUGCGCUCCACGCUGCCUUCUUCAUUGUCGACGCCGCGGUCUCGUUUAGCAUCAUUAGGACAACCAUCAGUGGUAUCCUCACGGGUCUCAUUGUCAGUCUGAUGCACUACUCGGCUUCGCUCAAGACCAACUACGCCGUCAGCUACAGCCCUACGCUCGUCACCAUUUCCAUCGUUGUCGCUUGUGUCGCUUCCACCGUCGCCCUGACAGGCUUCUUCAAGUUCCGAUCGCAGUGGGAGGACUCGUGGUGGAAGCGCAUGCUUUGCGCUUUCAUCCUGGCUGCUGCCGUGUCCGGCAUGCACUACAUUGGUGUGUGGGGCACCAGCUACAAAGUCAAGGCCUCCACCAUCAGUGGCGCCAACGAGAUCAGCCUGCUUACCGGCCGCCAGCGCAACAACGUGCUCGUCAUUGCCAUCGGCUGCAUGUGCUUUGUCAUUAUCUGCCUGUCGAUCUUCAUUGCCGUUUCGGACGCGCUGCUCGUCCGCGAUGCGCGCAGGAAGUCCAAGAAGGUCGUCGUUUGCUCCGCGACAUUUGACAAGCAGGGGCGCUUGCUCGUCAAGCCCGACGGUACCAUGCCGCUCAUGAUCAUCGAGACGGAUGUCAACACGCGCGAUAUUCUGGAUGCCUUGGACAACAGGCAGCCUACCUUCCAGUGGCUGUACUCGCUCUCUUGGGACUGGGCCAUCAUUGCGCCUUGGCUCAGGGCCAUCACCUCGCGCUUUGCCGCUGAGACGCAGCACGCCCAGCGCAACGAGGCCAUCUGGAAGAGCAAGGGCAAGAAGAUGAUCGCCCAGGGACGCAGGUCUCUCGACAUUAGCGAGGAUCGUCGCAAAGGUCCACAGAGCUUGGCUGAUUUCCGCGAUCGCUUUAUCGAUGCUGCUUACCAUCUGGCGGGCGAGCUCGAUAUUCCGUUCGAAGAGAUUGGUGUGCUCUACGACCAUGUCUUGCCCACGGGCACGCGCAGCAGCGCAGGUCAUCAAAACGGCAAUGUGGUCGCCGACAAGUUCACGCCUUCGCGCCAGUUUAACGAUGACGAGAGCUCUAUCAACGGUCCUGUCCCCAGUAUUUUCGGCGAGGGCAACGACCAGGAGGAAGGUGCGAUGCUGUUCUUGGUGCGCGAGCUGCCCAACUCGGCUGCAUCGACCGAGAGGUUCCGCCAGAUGGGCUACCGUAUGACCGAGACGCGCUUCCUCGCCGGUGUGCUGGCCGACCGCGUCGCCGUGCAGAAGGAGGAGAUGGAGCCUCUGCUCGACUCGCUCAAGGUGUACGCCAAGCGCGGAACCCGUCCUGUCGUUCAGCCGGGUGGAGUCUACUGUGGACUGUUCGGCGUGCGUGCGUCGACGAGCAAGGAGGGUGGGCUGGAUGUACUGGUCUACAACUUUGCGCGCCACCAGAUCCCCGCUUACCGUCUGCCGGAUGUACAGUGCAUCACGCCCGAGAUGAAGACGUUCCUCGGCUCGUUGGAUCAGGCGACGAUGGAGGACGCGAUGAAGGUGUGCGAGCGAGAGUCGAUCCGUUCGGGCGAGCGACGCAAGUAUCUGCAGUCGAUCUCGUCGGUCAAUGUGGCGGACAACCACGAGAACGAGACCGAGCAGGGGGCGGUCGAGCUCAUGAUCCAGUUCCAGACCGCGCUCUUUAUCGCCCUCGAUGCGCUGCACAACUCGGUGCGCUUCUACCCCAAGAUUUGCCAGACCGCCAGGAUCAGCGCCGAGGUGCUCGAGGUGCCCAGCAGCUUGGACGACUCGGCCGCGCCUGCCGAGAUGAUUCUGGUCCAGGCCGUGUUGCCCGAGGCGAGGAGCGGCGUGCCUACGUCGUACUCGGCCAGCGAGGGACAGCAUGUGGUCAGCGAGGUGGUGCCGACGGACAAACCGAGUGCAGCGACACCUUUCGUGUUUGUGCCGUACACACUCUUUUCCAAGUCGCAGAUGAUGCUGCUUCGCGGAAGGCAGGCGGACGACUUUGAGCACGAGGUGAUCCUCGAGAUGCGCAGGAGGUAUCCGUCGUCGUUGCAGUCUGAGGCCGAGGAGAAGGGCCUGAUGGACGCUGGCAACAGGAUCAGUCACAAGGAGUCGUUUAUCUCGUCCGGAGGCAGGUUUGUUGCCAAGGGCUAUGCGGGCAGCGAUGACGAUGACAAGCUCGAGACGUCGUCCAAGUUUAGCGAUGAUCAUCCGACGUCGCCGAUCACGAACAAGGUGAGCCUGCUGCCGAGUGCGAAGCGGUGGGUGGGGAGGAGGGGGUCGAAGGAGGAUGGCGAGUGGGCGGCCGAUGGGCAGGGCAAUGGUACGGCGCUGUCGCCGGCGAGGAGGCAGUCGGUGACCUCGUCCAAGUCGAGGCAGACCAACGAGGACCACGAGAUGAGGCAGCUGGAUGGCUUGGAGCGUGCAAGCAGUGUUUCGAGGAAGCCAGUACCUGCCGUGGCCGGUACCAACACGACCAACGCAUCGCUGGGUAUUAGGAGGUUUAUCCAGGGUCAGCAGCAGCAGCAGGACGGUAGUGGGUACGCGCACGACGAUGCGAUCACCGAAGAGGCUCGGGAUGGUGAUGUGCGCUCCGUCUCGUCGGCCGAGAUCGCUGAGAAGGAGACGUCCUUCCCUGUGCCUGCCGCCUACAUGCCCGCUCCCUCUUCGGCUAAUAGCAACUCGCACAACGAUGACUCUGCGACUGCAUUCGGCCAGCAGUUCCCGCCACGCCAGGCGGUCUCGCGCCCCUCGACCGCUCCCGCUAACGUCGUGCGCAGGGAGCUCAACUUCCUCAGGCCUUCGUCGAGUGGUGCCGGCGGUCCGGGUAGUCAACAGCGCGCCAUCCCGCCCUCGCAGAGGCAGAGGCGCAACAGGACCGCGGUCGCUGUUAACCCGCAUGACGAGGGUAGCUUGCUGGCUAGGCUGCAGAGUGACGGCUGGCACACAAGGCAGAUUCAGAGCUUGGAGAGGAGUCCGGCUGGCACGGCAUUGCUUGGGGUUGAUUUUUAA